GCUUGUCUGAGAAUACGAGCAACUGAGCUUCAGCAUCCAACAAUGGCGAUGCCUUGUAGUGAACCGGAUCUAAAACCCGCACAGAAGGAAGACCGAAUAGACGUAUUCUGGCACGAAGGUAUGCUGGAACACGACACGGGUCGGGGGGUUUUCGAUACGGGUAUGGAUCCGGGUUUUCUCGACGUGCUGGAAAACCACCCGGAGAACUCGGACCGGGUCAAAAACAUGGUUUCUAUCCUCAAACGGGGCCCCAUUUCUCCAUUCAUUUCUUGGCACCAAGGAAGACCCGCCCUCAUCUCUGAAUUGCUGUCUUUCCAUACCCAGGAAUACAUAAACGAGCUAAUCGAAGCAGACGAAAAACAGGGCAAAACCAUCUGCGCCGGAACAUUCUUAAACCCUAGAUCAUGGUACGCCGCGCUUCUUGCAGCGGGGUCCACCAUAUCAGCAAUGAAACACGUACUCGACGGACAUGGAAAAAUCGCGUACGCGUUGGUUCGUCCGCCAGGUCAUCAUGCUCAGCCCAGUCGAGCGGAUGGGUAUUGCUUUCUCAACAAUGCAGGUCUUGCUGUACAGUCAGCUCUCACUUCUGGUCUCGAUAGUGUUGCUGUAAUAGAUAUCGAUGUUCAUUACGGGAACGGGACCGCCGAGGGUUUCUAUCGGUCCGAUAAAGUUCUCACUGUGUCUCUUCAUAUGAAUCACGGCUCGUGGGGCCCGUCUCACCCGCAAAACGGGGCUGUGGAUGAACUUGGUGAAGGUGAAGGGUUUGGGUAUAAUUUGAAUAUACCGUUGCCGAAUGGUUCCGGAGAUAGUGGAUAUGCUUGUGCGAUGACGGAGUUAGUUGUACCUGCUGUCGAGAAAUUUGAACCGAAAAUUAUGGUUCUUGUUAUUGGCCAAGACUCCAGUGCAUUUGAUCCGAACGGAAGGCAGUGCUUGACAAUGGAAGGAUACAGAAAAAUCGGGCAAAUAGUUCGAGAAAUGGCAGAUAAACAUUCCAAAGGGCGGCUCGUAAUUGUGCAAGAAGGUGGAUAUCAUGUUACGUAUUCGGCCUACUGUCUGCAUGCAACUCUUGAAGGUGUGCUUAAUUUUCCGGCUCCUUUAUUGUCCGAUCCUAUUGCUUAUUAUCCAGAAGACGAUUCUUUCGCCACUCGAGCUGUCGAAUCCAUAAAGAAGUACCAAAGAGGCAUCGUCCCGUUUUUUAAAUAGGUUUGUAUUAACGAGGUGGUGUACGUUUUGUUGGAAAUUUUGAGUAUUUGACUCAAAUUUUGUUGAAUAUUUAAGUGGUUUAAU
Molecule: messenger RNA, 1287 nt
Organism: Erythranthe guttata (spotted monkey flower)
Lineage: Eukaryota; Viridiplantae; Streptophyta; Magnoliopsida; Lamiales; Phrymaceae
Gene: HDA08
Product: histone deacetylase 8
Biological process (GO): epigenetic regulation of gene expression
Molecular function (GO): histone deacetylase activity
Source: RefSeq, a predicted model, not a curated record